Messenger RNA from Mizuhopecten yessoensis (Yesso scallop), 1968 nucleotides. RefSeq names its product adenosylhomocysteinase B-like. NCBI's taxonomy places the organism in Eukaryota, Metazoa, Mollusca, Bivalvia, Pectinida, Pectinidae. Bases 91 to 1383 code for a protein of 430 amino acids. Gene Ontology annotation, biological process: L-methionine cycle. Gene Ontology annotation, molecular function: adenosylhomocysteinase activity. Gene Ontology annotation, cellular component: cytosol. The transcript has 9 exons. The record is from RefSeq and is a predicted model, not a curated record.
UGUGUAUAAAUCAGCCGGCGAACAUGAAUGCGACCUCUUUCCUCAAACUAACACACGUGGGCAAAGGACGCGUACAGACCAACUAGCAAAAUGCCCUCAUACAAAGUCGCCGACAUUGAAUUGGCCGAUUGGGGCCGUAAAUGUAUUGAAAUUGCCGAGAAUGAAAUGCCAGGACUGAUGCAGAUGCGAACAAAAUAUGGAAAGUCAAAGCCCCUGGCUGGAGCCCGUAUCGCAGGCUGCCUCCACAUGACAACCCAGACAGCUGUACUCAUCGAGACCCUCACAGCCCUCGGCGCAGAGGUUCAAUGGAGUAGCUGUAACAUCUUCUCGACCCAGGACUUUGCUGCGGCCGCCAUUGCCAAGACCGGAGUUCCUGUGUAUGCAUGGAAGGGCGAGACCGAUGAGGAGUACAUGUGGUGUAUUGAACAGACUCUGGUGUUUGCUGAUGGCAAGCCCCUAAACAUGAUCCUUGAUGAUGGCGGUGAUCUUACCAAUCUCAUCCACGAACGCUUUCCCGAGUACCUCAAGGAUAUUAGGGGAUUGUCCGAGGAGACGACCACAGGUGUACACAAUCUCUACAGAAUGAUGAAAAACGGAAAACUGAAGGUCCCAGCCAUCAACGUCAACGAUUCGGUAACCAAGAGCAAGUUUGACAACCUGUAUGGAUGUCGUGAAUCUCUCGUCGAUGGCAUUAAGCGUGCAACAGAUGUCAUGUUGGCUGGUAAAGUCGCCAUGGUCGCUGGUUACGGAGAUGUUGGCAAAGGAUCUGCCCAUGCCCUCCGAGCCUUCGGUGCCCGUGUGCUGAUUACAGAAAUCGAUCCCAUCAACGCUCUCCAGGCUGCAAUGGAAGGAUUUGAAGUUACAACUGUAGAGGAAGCCCUGAAGAAGGCCAGGAUCUUUGUCACCGCUACUGGCUGUAAGGAUAUCAUACAUGGUGAAAUGUUCGAACAGAUGCUGGAGGACGCUAUCGUAUGCAAUAUUGGACAUUUUGACUGUGAACUUGAUGUCAAAUGGCUGAACGACAACUGUGCCAAAAAAGAACAAAUUAAACCUCAGGUUGACCGAUACACACUAAAAAGUGGCCGCCACAUCAUCCUUCUGGCCGAGGGGCGUCUCGUGAAUCUCGGAUGUGCCCAUGGCCAUCCCAGUUUUGUCAUGUCAAACUCCUUCACAAACCAGGUUCUCGCCCAGAUCGAACUGUGGACCAAGCAAUCGGACUACAAAGUUGGUGUCCACCUCCUACCAAAGUCUCUUGACGAACAAGUAGCUGCUGCUCAUCUUGAACACUUGGGAGUGAAACUGACCAAGCUGUCAUCUGACCAGUCAGAGUAUCUUGGAAUCCCACAGGAAGGUCCUUUCAAGCCAGAAAUCUACAGAUACUAAAAUGUGUCCGGAGAACCAACAAAGACUGGGGGGAAAUGUCGGGUAGAAUUUGGUGUGGUGCAGACUUUGACUCCAUGCUCAUCGUAGGGCUUGCCAGGCCUUGUGUUCCUAUUGGCCACAUUUGACCAAUCAAGAACAGAGAAAGAGCUUGUAUCUAAUUUGGUACCAUAGGAAUAGCUAGGUUCUAGACAAAUGAAAAAGUGCAACUCCUGUUAAUCAGAUGUACGAGAUAGACAACAAGUAUCGAGGACAGUUUGAUAUCGCGAUGAAAUCUUUUAUGGUUAUCAUACAGUAAUUGUCAAUUCAGAAAUCCAAUUUCAUUGUGUAUGUUUGUUGGUAAUGUUAUUUCUUACAGAUUUUGUGUUUCUGAAUUUCCAAUGUCGGCUUGUUAAAGGAGCUGAACUCUGUCGUGGUACAAACAUCCACACUCCAUACAAGUAAACGAGUCCAUUUGGAAUUGUUCUUUGCUGGAAACAAUUGUUUUUGUAAAAAACACAUGUUGAAGAAUAUAUUUUAAACAGAUUUGUUUGCUAUCGUGUCACUAUCAUGAAAAAUGAUGAUAAAAAAAUAAAAAUAUGAACAGAA